AUGAAAGUGCAAGUAGAGGUCGACACGAUCCUGUUCGACAUGGAUGGCACAUUGAUUGACUCAACACCUGCAUUAAAUGCAACGUGGGCCGAGUUUGCUAACGAGUACAAUUUGGACAUUGACUAUGUGGUAUGUGGCAAAACUCUGAACUUACAAAAGCUUCACUAUUCUCACGGACACCGCACUGUCGAGAAUCUCAAGCGAUACAUCCCGACUCUCGAAGAUGACGCACUUAUGAAAGAGGUGGUACGUUUCGAAAGUCGGAUUCUAGACAUUGCGAGAGAAAAUCUUGAGCGAUCUAAAUCCACUGGCCAGACCGAUGGCACGAUCAUUGCCAUGCCUGGUGCCCGUGAGCUCCUCGCACAGAUCCAGCAAGGUCGUGAGGCGAAUCCCCGGCGGCGCUCAGGCUGGGCAAUUGUCACAAGCGGUACGUUUUGCUCGUGCAUGUAA
Messenger RNA from Malassezia globosa CBS 7966, 450 nucleotides. RefSeq lists its product as uncharacterized. The coding region runs from base 1 to 450 and encodes 149 amino acids. Gene Ontology annotation, molecular function: beta-phosphoglucomutase activity; sugar-phosphatase activity. Lineage: Eukaryota; Fungi; Basidiomycota; Malasseziomycetes; Malasseziales; Malasseziaceae. The transcript has a single exon. The record is from RefSeq and is a predicted model, not a curated record.